Molecule: messenger RNA, 1014 nt
Organism: Neurospora tetraspora
Lineage: Eukaryota; Fungi; Ascomycota; Sordariomycetes; Sordariales; Sordariaceae
Exons: 1
Coding region: 1-1014 (337 amino acids)
Source: RefSeq, a predicted model, not a curated record
AUGAAACUCUCACCCAACAUCCCCACAGCUCUCAUCCUCACCUUCCUCUUCUCCCUCCAAGUCCCCCUUCGACUCGCCGCCCCGUUGUCCCACGACAAACUCUUCCCCGAACCCGUCAUACCCCUGACCCUCCCACAAAUCCACUACGAAAAGAUCGACAACGGGCGCAUAGGCACACGACAUAGUAACCCCAAUAGCAACAAGGACUUCCCCUCUCCCCUUCCUCUCCCUCUUUCCGCCCCUCCUGCCCCUCCUCGUUUAGAGAAGCGCGGCGGAAACUCAUGGGAUGCUGCCACCGCCCAGCUCAAAAGAGGGAUUAAUCAUCCAUCAACCACAAGACAACCACAAUCCAGGAGCAGCAGGCCAGGCCGUUACCCCCGACCUUUAAAACAUCUCUUCGCCCACUCUUACCACCACUCCUCCAGCGGCGGUCGGGGUGUUAUCGACUCCGACUCCGACUUCGAUCCCAACAACUUAAACCCGAUCAAACGCACACUCACCGAAGCAGCCGACGAUGACCUCAACCUGAACAACUUUGACCUCUUCAGCAGCAGCGGGCUCGGCGGCGGUGGUGGUAACCUCCUCAAAACCAUCACCAUCGAACCAACGCUCACCAUCAACAGCACGAGCAUACAGCGACUUGGUCCUCCCCCUGCCCCAGGGCCAGGGGCAGGGUCGUAUCUUGCUGCUAUGAACAUAGGUGGCGCUUCUCCACGGCCACGGGAAUCUACUCCAUGGGAAAGAAGAAGAUCUCGUGGUGGAUGGGAGGAGGGGAAUGAAAGAGGGAGUGAGAUUGAGAAUGAGGCGACUGCUGGGAGUUUUAUGAACAGGCGGGUUAGUAGGAUUGAGAAACGCCGCGGAGGUGAAACGACUACGGGGAAGAAGGACAAAAAUGAAAAGAGAGGAGAGAGUGAAGAGAGGACAGAGAGGGAAGAGGGCAGAGCGGGAAGGGGAAGUAGAAUCCACGGAAGGUAUCAUGAGGCACUGACGAGUGUUGCUGCUGCUGCUGCUUAG